AUGGGGCCUGGAAAAGCUGGCCUAAAGAUUGCUGGGGAACCACGUAGUCUGCAGACCGACCGUGGUCGCAGACGCAAAACUCACGGUCAAAACAAUGAAAAUCGAAACAAAAACAAAAACAACAACAACAACAACAACAACAACAACAACCAUACUUAUUCUCCUCAUUCUACCUCUUCUUUCCCUUCCUCUGCCUAUACUUCUCCUUCGUCACCUUCUUCUCCAGCUCCUUCCCGUCGCCCCACUCGUUUUCCCCAGACUGACAGGGUGAGCCCGCUCACUCUGGCAGCCUGGAAUGUUCGUUCCCUUUUAGACAAUAUGAGGAGCAACCGACCAGAACGGAGGACGGCGCUAGUGGCACGAGAACUGGCGCGCUACAAGGUGAACAUCGCCGCACUAAGCGAGACUCGAUUCUCCGAACAAGACCAACUGGAGGAGAUGGGUGCCGGCUACAUCUUCUUCUGGAGUGGUCGCCCCUGGGCAGAGCGACGAGACGCGGGUGUCGCCUUCGCCAUCCGGAACGACACCGUGGGACGACUGCCCUGUUUGCCGCAGGUCAUCAACGAUCGCCUGAUGAGCCUCCGCCUGCCUCUCCGGCGGGGAGGCAAAUUCGCCACCAUCAUCGACGCCUACGCUCCGCCGAUGACCAGUUCCGACGCCGCAAGAGACAAAUUCUACGAGGACCUGCAGGCCCUCUUGGCGACUGUGUCGAAGGCGGACAAGUUGAUUGUCCUUGGUGACUUCAACGCCCGCGUCGGCACAGAUCAUGCUGCCUGA
Molecule: messenger RNA, 777 nt
Organism: Spirometra erinaceieuropaei
Lineage: Eukaryota; Metazoa; Platyhelminthes; Cestoda; Diphyllobothriidea; Diphyllobothriidae
Source: the annotation of a GenBank genome assembly